ACCAUUAUACCUCUUCUAACGAAUACAAUUAGGAAACAAAAAGGAGAGUUUAACUUAAAACCAAAACAGACAACUGUUGUUUAUUGGGUUGGUAGGAUAUGCAUGGGGUUUGGUUGUUAGUUGGUACCCAUAGUUUAAUUCAACUAUGACAGCUUCUUGUAACUUUCUCAUAUUCUCCUUUGAAUUUUCUUGGUGUGCCCCAUACUGUGUUCCCAUGGCUGUGGAGUAAUAGUAAUAAUAUUAACCGCGGUAAAACAAUUUCACUGAUACUGAAAUGACUCUUUGGCUAUCUGAUUACACUAAUGAAGUAACCAGAUGAUCCGCUGUAACUGCAGGGAUAUAGGAAUAUUUACCGUCCUUUUACAGUAUUACAAGAUGAUCCGAAACAGAAGGAAAAAAAAGGGGAAAUGAUAUGGUUGCUCAAGAACACCAUUGAUUAGGCUGUACUAUCUGGUUUUCUUUUCCUCUCUGCUUUGCUCUUGACAGAACAGGAAGAACAGUGUAUAUAGACAACUGGGGAAGAUAGAACAAUUGAAGGCUCUUCACUUUGAUGAAUCAAAGAUUGUGUAUAUAUAUUUAUAUAUAUUUGUAGUAUCUAUCUUUUUCUUUUUAUCGAGCAGGGGAAGGAGUACUGAAGGACAAUCUCAUCCCGAGAAUCCCCUGUUUGUAAGGCAAGAAAGUCCUCUUCCUCAUGUCCUCCGACGCUGCUUUGUUCUUGGUGUAAUGCAGCUCAUGAGCCGAAACUGGUCCUUUCCUCCUCAACGACCCACCAUUCGAACCGUUGCUGUCCGUCGACCUGAUGCUGCAGCUCUUCACAUCGUCGUGCCUCCUGAACAACCCACCGAAAACCGCAUGCUUUCUGUAAGGAUCUCUAUCCGCAGCACGCCCUUCCGACGCGCUUCUGAACAGCAGCAGGUCGCGCAGUCUCCACUUCCUCGACGAACUCUUUCCAGUUGCAGCAACAGCAGAAGAAGAAACAGCCGCAGUUUGCUGCAGAUUGUGCUCUGGCUCUGGCUGUUUUUGUUGCUGUAGCUGUUGGAAUUGCCGCUCCUCUUCCUCCCAUGGAUACUGCGAAACCCUGUAAGGGGACAAGGAUCUCGCGGCCCCUCUCCGGCUCGAACUCGAGGCGACCUGGGGGACCUGGGGGAAUGAAUCAGCGGGCUUUUGAUCUCCUCCACCUGCAGCAACCUCGGCGGGAGCUUCAAAGGCCGGAUCUUGCCACCGUCGAACAGCUCGUCGGCAGCAGUAAGAGAGGACUCCUCCAGAUCGGCGCUGAAAUCGAAGGCGAAAUCCUCGUCCUUGAAGGAAGGCAGCUUCUUGGGGGGCGAUUUCGGCGUCCCUGGUUUCUCUUCCCAGUGGAAAGGGACGCCGCCGCCGUCGUACUCGGAGAAGUUCUCGAAGCUCCGGUAGAAAUCCGCCACCCGGCCCGGGCUCGUCGGGGCGCUGAGGGUGAGGUCGCCGAACCGGCGCGGGGAAGCCGGCGCGCUCAGGAAAGGCAGCGGCCUGGCGUCGUUGAAGUCGAAUCCUGCCAUCCCUCUGCCUGGUGAUGAAGGUGGAAUUUCGCGUGAUCAAUGCACCCUGACUUCAAGAAAACAGAAAAUGAUGUUACUCGGUUCACACAUUUUCAAACACUGUUCGAACGAGGGUGUUCGAUGCAUACAUCAAAGGAACUUGCUACUUUUACCUCUACUCCUAUGGAGAUUCCUUGAGAGCUCCACAACUGCUGACUACAACUAAACAGAGAAGCCUCGCUGGAGGGUCGCUGGUGCUACUGCUACUGCUACGGUUACUGUUCUAGAGAGAAAAGAUAAAUUUUGACGAGAUUUGUUGUGGUUUGAUUUGUCUGUCCCUCCUCCAGAGUCUUGCUGUGAGUUUUGUUGUGUCUUGUCUUCUAACCGCCUUCUUUCUCUUCCCAAAAAUCAGCUCCACGUAGCAUAUGGUAACUCCUUCGAGCGUCCUUUGCAAGUUAGGUGCUGCUUCUGGUAACCACAUCGACACGUUAUCAUGUCAC
This is a messenger RNA of Linum tenue, 2011 nucleotides long. The record is from the annotation of a GenBank genome assembly. NCBI's taxonomy places the organism in Eukaryota, Viridiplantae, Streptophyta, Magnoliopsida, Malpighiales, Linaceae.